GGCGCUGGGCGUUAGCACCGCAUGCGCAGGAGGCCAGGUGCCCGCCGGCUGGUGAAAAGCCGGUAGCAUCGCGGGCAGCCCGGCGUCCUCAUGGUGCUGUGUCAGGGCGGCGAGGCCGCCGCUGUGCCGGCUGCGGCCGGGGAGGAGCCGGAGGUGCCGUUGAGCCGGGAGGAUGGUGCCGGUCCGGGGCAGCCUUGCCCGUGCCCGGCGCCCGGCAUGGAGGCGGCGGGCGCCGAAGAGCGCCGCGUUUGUGGCUGCUGCUCGGGCUUGUCCUGGCCGCGCUGCUGCAAGGCACCCGGAACAAAGAAGAAAGCUGCCUGUCCAGGACUUGGUCUGUUCUAUACUGUACUGUCUGCCUUCCUUUUCUCAGUGGCCUCUUUAUUUCUUAAAAAAAUAGAAGACGUACAUUCAGUGGAAGUGAGUGCAUUUCGAUGUAUUUUCCAAAUGGCAUUCGUUCUUCCUGGUUUAAUAUACUACAAAACAGGGUUUUUGGGACCAAAAGGCAAAAGAAUUUUUCUUCUCUUCCGAGGAUUCCUUGGCUCCAGCGCAAUGAUUCUUCUCUACUAUGCUUUCCAAGUCAUGCCACUAGCGGAUGCCACUGUUAUCACUUUUAGCAGUCCUGUUUUUACAUCGUUGUUGGCGUGGAUCUUUCUCAAAGAGAAGUACAGUAUUUGGGAUCUUCUGUUUACCCUCUUUGCAGUCACUGGAGUGGUGCUUAUUGCCAGACCACCGUUUCUGUUUGGGUCAAACGUGACGGGGAUUGAAGGAAGUUACACAGAUCACCUUAAAGGAACUAUAGCAGCAAUCACAAGCACGAUAUCUGCAGCUUCGACUUUGGUUAUACUAAGGAAGGUGGGGAAAUCUGUGCAUUACUUUUUGUCAAUUUGGUAUUAUGCAGUCAUUGGUUUAAUUGGAUGUGUUAUAGCAUUGUUUGUUAUGAAUGAAUGGCGUUUACCAUAUUGUGGCAAAGAUAGGGUUCUUCUAAUAUUAAUAGGCUUGUUAGGGUUAGGGGGUCAGAUAUUUCUCACAAAAGCAUUACAGAUAGAGAAAGCUGGACCUGUAGCCAUAAUGAGAACAAUGGAUGUGGUGUUUGCUUUUAUACUACAAAUCCUUUUCCUCAAUCACCUACCAACUUGGUGGACUGUGGGUGGUGCCCUUUGUGUAGUAGCUAGUAGUUCUGGAACUGCCAUUCGUAAGUGGCGACAAAGCUUGAAGAAAGCUAAGCAAAAUGAAAUCUAACAGUACAGACACUAAUUAAUUACAGAAACGAGCAGCCUUUAAAUAUAUAUACAAUAUUUAUUUUUAUUUCAAUAUCUCAUUUACCAAAUUGUAGUACCAAGUUAUAUCCAGUAAAAUAAGUUGAUUUUUCUCAAAAACCAAAAUCGAAGAUGUUUUAACAACUGAUUAGAUAUAUGCUUUUCUUUAUCUUGUUUAGGCAUGCAAAUAUGAGAAGUAGAAAGAUAUCUAAAAGUCGAUUGCUUCCUAUCAAAAGUGGACAAUAGUUUUUUGCCUUUAUUUUCCUGAAAUUCCUGAUUCUCCACUUCUGAGACGCUUUGUCUACUCUUCUGAGCAGUGGAAAUCAGUCUCCCAGGCUUAUUUAGUGCUAUUCUGUGCUUGAUUACCAGAGGGACUGAAGUAAAAAAGUUUGAAGGGAAUGAAGAGUUAUGAUCUUAUAAAAAACCAGCUUUUCUAGAAGAGAUAAAACUUCCACAUUUACAAGCUUUCUUUUUUUUUUUUUCUCACAAAACAGGUGCCAAACAGGGAUUUAUUUUUAAUUUGGAUUCUAAAAGAACAAAGGCCAGUUCAUCUUGCCAAGUAAUAUCAAGAGAAAAUUAACUUGUGAAAAUUAUGUAUCAGAUUUGCUUUCUUUAAAAAGGAUUUUAAAUGUUUGCACUUGCUUUGCAGACAUACUGAAACAACUAAUCCCUUUUUCUUUUCCCCAUAUGAUUUUCCCAAUAAACAUCUCUUUAGUUACUGCAGUUGCAGUGAUGAGAGAACAGUUAACUGUAUACCACUCGUAAAUUAGCUCUUUCUUGGGGUAUGGCAUGUUAUGCUGUAGCUGCACUUUUAUUUAUUCUAUGCAAAAGUUUAUAUUUUUUAGGUAUGUAGUAUAGGUUAUUUUAAAUGCUGCUUAUGACCCUUUCUUAGAUUCUUCUGUACAGAAGUUCUUUAUGAGACCAAGUUUAAGUCUUCUUGGCCUUCAUAAAGUUAGGAGGAUUUCCACUGGAGUAUUUGCCUGUUUCCUGAGAAUUUACAAGAGUGCAGAGUAAUUGUAGUUUCACAGAAAAUGCAGGUUAGCCAAGAUCAUAGCAGGGGUUCUACAGACCAGGUUUGAGGAGAGCUUGGUGGGAUUGGGGAACUGUGCACACACAUUGCGUGAUGUGGGGGCAUCCAGACUCCAUCCGGCAGCACCAGUGGGCACCUUCAACCCUAUUUCUCCAGCUGGCCCUUUUAAAUCUGCACUUAGUCACUUUCCUUAUACAUCUUCUCACUUUUAUAAGCUUUAUCUUGAUAGCAACAAAUACUAAGGAAAAAAGCUUGUGUUAUUGAUCUUAGUGUCCUUCAUGUUUGAGGAGGAAUAUAUGUUUAGUAUCAGGUAGGGGGAUUUUCCCAAAUGGAGCCUUAGGUAAUUUUGGGUAUUGUCUCAGUAGUCCUUAAAGUGAAUUUUAACUUGGAUCUUUCCUUGGUCCUUUGUAUCAAGAGGUGGUUUUCAGUUAUUUACUCCUGUGUUUUUCUAAAGGAGAAUGCUGUGCUCUGUAGACUCGAUACAUAUUUGUUUGUUUUUCCAAAUCACUGAAGGUGGCAGAUGUUUUCUUAUUUUGAUUUACAGAUGUGUAGUGACUUUUCUUCUGCCAAUAAGCAUUGCAUCCUGGCAGGGCAGAUCUAGCGACUUGAGUCCUGAAGGGCUGGAAUGUGUGUAAUGCUUUGGGAUGCAUCUGGAUGUGAGGAGGCAUCUUUCUGCAAGAUUCUGUACAUAUACCAGCACCCUGAAUUCAUAUACAUUUAUGGACAGGAGCAGAUUCUACUUGAGUGAUAGAAUUGGUUCCUGCUGAUAGCUGUCCAUUCUCUGCUUCUCCUGAGGGCGGAAGUUCAGAUGCUGCUGACAAGGUCAGGUGUAGUAUGAAACUGCUUUCACAUCACUUUAAAGCCUGAUGUAAUAACAAAAUUCCAGUUUGGCACCCAUUUCACUUAAUACUUGAAAUUGUAAACUGAGAUUGUUUCUUCUGCUGCUCAGCCAUCGCUGCCGGUGAGCAACAGCUUUCAGGAGAGGGAAGAAAAACAGACUGUUCUUGUUAGUGCUUCACUUCACGUUUAGUAUGCGUGUGUUUGAGUUGGCACUCACAAAGGGGUGGUUCCAGGGCGGUUCAGGCUGAUGUGAACUUGGGUUGUGAGCUGGUCCUGCUCCCUCCCGUUGGCUCCGUGCUCAUGUGGUUCGUGGGGAGCUGGUCCAGCUACUUAACCUUUGGGUGAGGUUUUGGAGAGGGCAAAACCAGAGCAGCCUGACCUUGAUGACAGCGUGAAAAUGUUGGCAAGGGGAAAUAGAUAAUAGUUUAAAUUACAGCGUAUGGAUGCUGUUUUGUUAGUACAGAAUAAAAAUAAUGUGGAAGCUCAUAUCGAAAAAUCUUUAGGUCAUAUGAUUUCAAUGAAUCUUGUUUACACUUAGAGAAGAACAGACUACUGAAGCAAGGACUGUUUGCUUGCCCCUAACAUAUACAAAAGUGUAGAAAAUAAGCUGAUCUGAAAUCAACAACCUGAUAUAGUCACUGAUAACUUUUCUCUCAAGUUCUUGCAGGAACCUUUUUGGUACAUUUCCCUACCUGCAGUGCCAAAAACUCCACUUUUUAUUUUUUGUCCAAACUUAUAGGGUUUCCUUAUGGCUCAGUCUACUUAUUUCCUUUUGCUGUUCCUAAACCUUCAAAAAUAUUUGAAUUAUUAAAAUAAUAAUCUAAACAAGAUCCUAUGUUGGAGAACAUUGUAUUUUUUGGAACAUUAUUUUGACUUGAUUAGGGCUUCUCCAGCUGUAAUGCAUGGCAAACUGGAUUCUGUAACUAGCUUUUCCAGUUGAUGUUGGGAAUGGAAGACAUUUAAGCUUUAAGUUUUUUUUCAUCCACCUCAAGUUUUUAAUUUUUUUCUUCCUCUCAAAUGUAGGUUGAAACCCAAAAUUUUAGUUGGAAGCCUUAAAGAUAAUUAAAUUAUGCAGAAAUAUGGAUACCCUAUUUUUAAAUUGAAAUAUUUCUUACCAUUCCUUUUAAAAUGGUCAAACUUUUUUCUCUUCUAGAGUUCGGCAGUUUGAGAAUCUGAAAAUGAACUGACAAAGCCUUGAUUCUUUCAGAGUCUGAUUUUUAAUUUUUUCCCGGAUAAUUUAUUUUUGAAAGUGUUUUUUAGCUUUUAAUACAGCAAGAUUCUCAGGGUCAAGUGUUAUUUUUCUAAGCUUUGAGUCAGAAAUAUAUUGCUAAUGUUCAUAGUAUGUAGUGUCCUCUUGUGAUCUUUACGCUAUUCUGAAGUUUAAUAAAUGUACUUUUCUAAUAGGAAGUCCUUCCUCUGUAAUAUGAUGGAGUAUUGUUGCAUUGCGAUUGCUAUGCUAUAAAGUUAAGUUUCUCUUGAAUGGUAACGUAUUAAUUCAAUAUACCGAUUUCAGUGGAUCCUGAAUAGAAAGAGUAAUAAUUAAUUAUUGGUUGUUUUGCACAUAAACACAGGGUAAAAAUAUCUGGUUGUUACUGAUGCCUCACAAGCAUGUUUCUUAUGCUCUUUACUAUGCAAAACAGUGUUACCAUCUGUUGUCCUCUGUGGGACUUUACAGCCUUGAAGCCUUAUGCACUCUUCUAUAUAAAGCUGAUGGCUGAAAACCUAUGUACUGUCACUGUGCAGCAGCCACUUUCUUUCAGGUUAAAUUGGUUGUCAAAGUUUGCUCUAAAAGCUCUCUAAAUACAUCUACACCAAGAAUCUGGCAAACUUGUGUACAUCAUUACAAUGGAUUUCCUGCAUUUGUCUAACACCAGGUGUGAAGUAACCUCAACAUAACAGCAUUGGCGAAAUAACUAGUUCAGUGUGUCAUUUUUCUUCUGAAACCUGAAACUAGGCUCUUUCCCGAUUCCAAACGCUCUUCUAAGAUGGCUCUUUUUGGAAUGGGUAAUGACAAGUUGUAUAGUGCUACCCUUGAUCAUAAUUUAGUAUAAACACUACCCCCCUGUCCCUGCAGUACUUCAUCUUCCCUGAGCUCUUGUUCAAGAGCAGUCUGGAAGAAAGUUUGUUUCUAAAGAGGCGGCCUCUGAAAAGUUACUUCCUUGCUAACUGGCAGUAGUUAGCCAGGAGGAGUCUGUUUUCCAGUUCUCUAACCAUGGUGGGCUGGUUCAUGGUGUCUGUCCCACCAGGGCAGCAGAAGCAGCAUCAGCGUGGCUGCUCGGGUUCAGGGCUGGCCGUGGUGACAGCAGAUGUGCAGCACUGACCUCAGCAGGACAUUGCAGUUACCAGCAGAAUGUUUUCUGUGGUCAUAACUGCCUGUCCAUCCAAAGAAAAGUUGUGGCUUUAUGUUCCUGCAGAUGCAGGCAACUUCAGGGUGGAACACACAUGGACUUCUAUGGUGACAACACUUCUCUGUAGCAGAAUGAGUAAUUUUCUAUGUUAUGUGAGUUAUUGUUUCACAAAAAGGGGGUAAAAAUACCCUCAGCGUUGAUUAAAGGAUUUUUACUGUGUCCUAAAUAUUGUUAAAUAUAUGUUGAAUAAUAUGUUUUGUCGAAGUUACUGGCUUUGUUAUGUAGUAGUAUAUUUUUAUAGACAAUUCUUAUAUAUUGAAAUGUUAAGAAUAUUUUCAUAAGAGAUUUAUAUUCAUCAUUGCUAAUAAAAUGAACCUGAAGAAUUAA
Molecule: messenger RNA, 5861 nt
Organism: Columba livia (rock pigeon)
Lineage: Eukaryota; Metazoa; Chordata; Aves; Columbiformes; Columbidae
Gene: SLC35G1
Product: solute carrier family 35 member G1
Exons: 3
Coding region: 91-1239 (382 amino acids)
Biological process (GO): regulation of cytosolic calcium ion concentration; calcium ion export across plasma membrane
Cellular component (GO): plasma membrane; endoplasmic reticulum membrane
Source: RefSeq, a predicted model, not a curated record